Harpia harpyja (harpy eagle) is the source of this 3747-nucleotide messenger RNA. RefSeq names its product cytosolic phospholipase A2 epsilon-like. NCBI's taxonomy places the organism in Eukaryota, Metazoa, Chordata, Aves, Accipitriformes, Accipitridae. The coding region runs from base 116 to 2584 and encodes 822 amino acids. Gene Ontology annotation, biological process: glycerophospholipid catabolic process. The transcript has 20 exons. Gene Ontology annotation, molecular function: calcium ion binding; calcium-dependent phospholipid binding. The record is from RefSeq and is a predicted model, not a curated record. Gene Ontology annotation, cellular component: cytosol.
ACACCUGCCUGCCUGCUCCCAGCAGCUUAAAGCACGAGAAGCUGCCUGGCUGAGAGUCUCCUGUACCCAUCCGCUGCCACGUUUCGCACCUGGCUCGGACACAGAAAAGACCACGAUGGGGCUGUUCUACAGUAAGAGCCAGACAGAACCAUCUCCAUGCAACCUGCUCACUGUAAAAAUCAUACGGAUGAAAAAUGCCAGGAAAGCAGACUUGCUAACCCAGUCGGACUGCUACGUGAGCCUAAGCCUGCCAACAGCAUCUGUGCAGCAUUUCCGCACCAAAACGGUCCAGGACAGCAAGAACCCGACAUGGAACGAAACCUUCCACUUCACGAUUCAGAGCCAGGUUAAGAACAUUCUGGAGCUGAAAGUUUGUGAUGAGGACAACGUAACUGAAGAUGACCAUCUCCUCACUGUAUUCUUUGAUGUCUCCAAAAUCCAGCUUGGAGAAAACAUUCAGCUGUGUUUCCAGCUGAAUCCACAGGGAAAAGAGGAGCUGGAGGUUGAAUUCACAAUGGAGAGCAGUCCGGAUCCUCCUGAAAACAUUGUUACUAAUGGAGUUUUAGUGUCCCGUGAAGUUUCCUGUUUGGAGGUGCAGGUGGACGGCGGGAGGCUGAGGAAGGACAGUACAGAGAGAAAGUUUGCAUUAACUGUGGAGGGGUCGUAUGAAGGAACCCAGACCCACACGCUGAGCUCCUGCCUGUGCCCGACCUCCCCGACCAGGUUCCACUACAUCAAGUAUAAUCAGUCGGCACUCACUGUGGCUCUACCGCGGCGGAGGCGGCUCAGCAGGUCUAUAUCAAGUCAAAAUGAAAGGGAUAUGAACGAGUCUGUGACUCUAGCUCUGAACUUGCUGCCUAUACAAGAGAAAAUAACAAUAGCAGAGGACAGGACAAUUGACUUGUACACAAAGGCAAAUGAAUGGACUCAGGGUCUGUGUUUCAGGCCAAGAAACCUGGAUGCCCGCCUAGGGUUUGACCUGUGCACUGAUGAACAGGAUUUCCUGCAAAAUCGGAGGAAGGUAGUUGCUGCUGCACUGAAGGAGGUUCUUCAUCUGGAGGAAGAUCUGCAAGAGCAUGAGGUGCCUAUAGUGGCUGUGACCACAGCAGGAUGUGGGAUAAGAGCGCUCACUGCCAUGUAUGGCAGCAUUUUGGGUCUUCAAAAGUUGCGUGUUCUGGAUUGCAUUUCAUACAUCAGUGGCUCGUCAGGCACAACAUGGACAAUGACAAAACUGUAUGAAGAUGCUGAUUGGUCACAUAAGGAUCUUGGAGAAAUAAUUAUUGAAGCUCGGAAGCAAGCAGCCAAGUGCAAGAUGGGGGCUUUUUGCUUGAGAAGUCUGAGGAAUUAUUACAGAGAGCUGAGCCAAAGGACCCAAGCAGGACAUAAAACAUCUUUUAUUGAUCUGUGGGGGCUCAUGAUUGAAUCCAUGUUAAAUGAUGGGAAAUGCCACCACAGACUUUCUGAUCAACGUCGGGCAGUGAAUCAGGGUCAGAACCCACUGCCCAUCUACCUUGCCCUCAAUGUCAAGGACAAAGUUGCCACCAAAGAUUUUAGAGAGUGGGUGGAGUUCACGCCGUAUGAGGUGGGCUUCCUGAAGUACGGUGCCUUCAUUCGUGCGGAGGAUUUUGGCAGCGAGUUCUUCAUGGGUCGCCUGAUGAAGAAGCUCCCUGAGUCCCGGAUCUGCUUCAUGCAAGGAAUGUGGAGUAGUAUCUUCUCCAAAAACCUCUUGGAUGCCUGGCACGCAGCUGACAAUUCAGAGGACUUCUGGCGCAGGUGGACCCAAGACAGAGUGACUGAAAUAGAGGAACAACCAGACUUGCCCGAGAAGCCAUACGAGAUGGCUACAUGCAUGUUCACCCCUACGAGCGGCCUCUCCACGGCUCUCCGGGAUAUCCUGACGGACCGCCCUGCUGUCUCCAAGUACCACAACUUCCUGAGGGGCUUCCAGAUGCACAACGAGUACAUCCAGCAGGAGCAUUUCACAAAAUGGAAAGACACUUCGCUAGACACCUCUCCUAAUGACCUGAGAGGCAACUCAGAGCACCUGGAGUUGGUGGAUGCAGCUUUCUUCUUUGAAACCAGCUGCCCACCCCUUAUGAGACCAGAGCGGAAAGUGGAUGUCAUCAUACACUUAAAUUACACCGGUGGAUCACAGACCUUGCCCCUGGAGCAGGCUUGCAGAUACUUCUCAGAGCAGGGAAUUCCGUUUCCCAGCAUUGGGCUGAAGGAUGAUGAGAAGAACCUGAAAGAGUGCUAUAUGUUUGAUGGUGCAGACACCCCAGGAGCUCCUCUGCUGCUUUAUUUUCCAUUAGUGAAUAACACCUUCCAAAGAUAUGUAGCACCUGGCAUGUCACGUAGUGCUGCUGAAAUGGAACUGGGCAAGGUUGAUAUCUCCAGUUUCUGCUCUCCAUACUCAACGAGGGAGGUCUCGCUGAAAGCAGAAGAUUUCAACAAGCUCCUGAAGCUUACUAAUUACAACAUCAUGAACAACGAGAACAUGAUUCUUCAGGCCUUGCGCAUGGCUGUGGCACGGAAGAAACAAGCUCCGAGCCAGCCAAUAUCACAAGCACAGUCCUCUGCUUGAACAGCAUUUUCCUUUCCCUUACUAAGUAUUUACCAUGACAGCGCAUAUGCGAUAGCUACUUCACUGUUCUUGGCAGGUGCCAUCUCUAACUAAGUAACCUUCUCAAAAAAAUAAAACUCAAAGUAUUUGUUUCAAAGCCACAUGGUUUGGUUUACUAAGCAGUAGUUGCUUUUUGAUCUGGAGUUGUGAUAUCAAACACAGCAGUCUAUGUUGUUAACACUAUCUCACUGUGAUGAUCAAGAGGCAAAGGUUCAGCUGUGUGUGAUAGGGAAAUAGUUUUAGCUCUCUAUCUCUGUAAUCUUUUAUUGUCUUGGUAGCUAGUCACUAGUUUUUUUUCACCUGCAAAAUAUUCUGGCAUUUCUUUGGGACCAUUAAUAGCAAAUCCAUAAAGUCCUCUUCAGACACAGAAGGUGGUGACCAUGCAGUAUCAAUUUAAAUCAUUUUAUUGGUUUUAGUAACUUAAAUUAAAUGGUGUUCUACCUCUUAAGAGUUUUGUUUCCCAGGUGCUUUUUUGUCAUGAACUGUUACAAAAUAUAUAUAGUCUAUGAAGGAUAUUUGAUUUUUCAAACUUGUGCUGGAUAACAGAUGUAUGGAUGGGUGGCCUUUUAGGUCUUCGAGGACAUCUAUUCUUAUCAAUUAGAUAAAACUUAUGAAUUUGUUUUGAAGGACCAUUGCCAUUUCCUCUCACAAUCAACGGUGUUCUCUCUCAGAUCACGUGUGUGUGCUGCAGUUGCCUCCCCCAAAUGCAAUUUUGCUGCAGCAUUAUCUGGAGCUUGUAGUGAAAUAUUACUGAAACAGAUAGCACAUGAGGGUGAUUGCAGGAUGUAUGGUAGUGUAGUUGCAUACAGACAAUCACACUGGAGAAAUGGAGUAAGACACCAAUAUUCCGUUCACUGCAUCACAGUUGUUAAACAACCAUAAAAUGUAAAAUACAGCUGCUAGGUAUGCUAGUACAAAUUAAGAUGAUAUGAUUGCCACAGUCUAACUAGUUAUUUGACAAGUACAUUGAAGUGCGGUGGCUGAGGGGGAAAAAGCUGAUUUAUACACACAUAGUACAAAAACAUAACAGCUCUCAAACCCCAGUGCAGUGGCCAAAAAUCAGAAGAAGAAAUGCCUAUCCUGGGAAUACACAAAAUGAUGCAUGCACACAUCUGAUAAAGGAC